Molecule: messenger RNA, 1418 nt
Organism: Solanum stenotomum
Lineage: Eukaryota; Viridiplantae; Streptophyta; Magnoliopsida; Solanales; Solanaceae
Product: GLABRA2 expression modulator-like
Exons: 4
Coding region: 211-1113 (300 amino acids)
Source: RefSeq, a predicted model, not a curated record
GGUCACCCUCGCACUGCUCCAUCGUACGGACAUGACCGGCAUAACCGGUAACACCGUCGACGUAAUAAAACCUCCAAUGAUUAUCUGAAGAUCACACAUUUCAACAUCAUAAGUCGUUAUUUCUCCCCGAGGUAAUCCACGCGCCACCGCCAUCACGGCUGAGAUAACUCAACGUUAAAAAGUUACCGGCGAGGAAACCGCUUCUCUUUUAUGGAGCAGCCAAACGGUGUAGAAGAGAAUGCGGCGAAGAAAGUAAUAGAGAUAGAGACAGAGCAAAAGAAUUCGGGUCAGGAAUCGGAUCGAGUUAUGAAACCGGAUCCGAGAUCCGACGUAGAGCAACUUCAACAGCUGGAUAAAACUCCUGUUAUCAAUGAGAGUAGCAAAUCGGAGAAUGGUUCGAUGAAGUCGAGGAAAUCGGUGAGCUGGAGCGAGGAAUUGGUGGCGGAAUCGCCGGCGCCGAGAUCUAUGCCGUCUGAUGACCGUGGUUUGAAUCCUUAUGUGGCUUAUACUCCUGCUCCUGAAAACAAUUCGUCUUCCUUCAAUGUGAAAGACACAAUGGAGAGCGUCAAAGGUGUGCUUGGUAGAUGGGGGAAGAAGGUUGGUGAAGCAACUAAGAAAGCUGAGGAUUUUGCUGGCAACACAUGGCAACACUUGAAAACGGGUCCUAGUCUUGCUGAUGCCGCCUUGGGAAGAAUUGCUCAGGGAACGAAGGUUCUGGCAGAAGGUGGCUAUGAUAAGAUAUUUCGGCAAACAUUUGAGACUGUUCCUGAGGAGCAACUUCAGAAUUCAUUUGCAUGUUACCUGUCCACAUCAGCUGGUCCAGUUAUGGGAGUAUUAUAUGUCUCCACAGCUAAGCUUGCCUUUUGUAGUGAUAACCCUCUCUCCUAUAAAGCCGAAGAUAAGACUGAGUGGAGCUAUUAUAAGGUAGUUAUCCCAUUACACCAGCUUAAGGCAAUUAAUUCUUCAUCAAGCAGGACUAAUCCAUCUGAAAAAUAUGUCCAGACUAUAUCAGUCGAUAACCAUGAAUUUUGGUUUAUGGGAUUUCUAAAUUACAGUGGUGCAGUGAAUUGCCUGCAGGAGGCAUUACAAGCACGCAACUUACAUUCUGUGUGAGUCUGUUAUUGGUCUUAAAAUGCGUUACCUGAGAGGACGUGAUUCAUCAUACAGAAAGUUGGACUUCCCUUAAGUUCCAUCUGGUCGCCAUUGAAGAUACUGAAGAAAAAUAUGGUAAAAGAAAGAACGGUAGUGAAUUUGGAUUUUAUGGUAUCAUUUGCUUCCGUCUCUAGUCUCUGUUGUAUUGUAUAACAUCCAUUGAUGAAAAAAAUAUUAUCGGUUUAACGAGCUUUAGAAUGUGAAGCACACUUAUAAUAGCACCUACACCUUUUGUUGUGUUACGUUAAAGGUUGCAUUUGCCUUUC